GGGGAAAAAAAUAAAAUACAUAUAGGUGUAAUAUUAGGCUGCUGAGGAUCAAAUGGACUUGUAUGGGAAGGUAAGGUUGUUAAAUUCAUGUAACUAGAAGCUAAGAAUGGGGAAAACUAUUAGGGCUUUUUUUUUUCUUUUUUCUUUUUGCAAUGAGAGGAUGUGUCUCAGAUAAACUGAAGCAGCGUCUCAUUGAGGCGCUCCACGCUGGGGCUGCUGCCUACAUGCGCUUUUUCCUGAGUAAAAAAACCCCCAAAAACUACAAGACCCGUGUUCUUUGUCCCCGUGACGUAGCUGAUACCCAUGACACGCGCUUCCUUUCGCUCAGCCGACCCAGCAUCAUCACCACCACCACCACCACCAUCAUCAUCAUCAUCAGCAGCAGCCUCCAGAUCGGAAGCGGAGGGGACAGCUCCCAGGUGCUGAAACUGGUUCGGAGACAGAGAGAGAGGGGGAGAAAAAUACCAUAAAAUCAGCGUCUGCGGUAUAGAUUCAGAGAAAUAAAUCUCUAUCCUACUUAUCAGGGGAACAUACAGGUCGAAACGAGGCCUUCGAAACAGAUGGCUGCCACUCAGGAUGUCAAGGGGAAAGGAGAAGGAGGAGACCAAAAUUUCGACUACAUGUUCAAGCUGCUCAUCAUCGGCAACAGCAGCGUAGGGAAGACAUCCUUUCUGUUCCGCUAUGCUGAUGACGCCUUCACGUCAGCCUUCGUCAGCACAGUGGGCAUUGACUUCAAAGUUAAGACCGUAUACAAGAAUGACAAGAGGAUCAAGCUGCAGAUCUGGGACACUGCUGGCCAGGAGCGCUACAGGACCAUCACUACAGCUUACUACCGUGGUGCCAUGGGCUUCAUCCUCAUGUAUGACAUCACCAACGAAGAGUCCUUUGGCGCUGUGCAGGACUGGUCGACCCAGAUAAAAACCUACUCUUGGGAUAAUGCUCAGGUAGUGCUGGCUGGAAAUAAGUGUGAUAUGGAAGAAGAGAGAGUGGUCUCGGUGGAUAGUGGCCGCCUGCUGGCUGAACAAUUGGGUUUUGAGUUCUUUGAGACGAGUGCAAAAGACAACAUCAACGUCAAGCAGACCUUCGAACGUCUCGUCGACCUAAUUUGUGACAAGAUGUCUGAGAGCUUGGACACUGAUCCGGCUGUCACCACGGGAGCCCCCACCGCCAAACUGACAGACAGCGCUCCACCCCUCCAGCAGCCUGGAUGCAACUGUUAGUGGCCGGCAGUAGAAAGCUGUCAGGGCAGGAGAGUGCAGGAGGUCUGCGCUCUGCCAGAACUGCCCUCACCGGACUGCAGUUCAAAGCCUGUUUAGUAGUAAAAAUUGCAAAGGCUGCUGCUUUAUCUCUCAAACGUUAUCACCUUAUAUAAUAAGCAAGUACAGUCAUUGCUAAUGUAAAACAUAUAACAUCACAGGUUAUCUAGACUAUAGGGAAUCAGCAUCCUUAAGCUAGUUAGUUUGAUAAUAAACCAAUCCUGUCUGGCAGGACUUGAAAUAGUCCAACACUUAAACUUACACAGGUUGUCCUUCAGACCUUUAAUAUCUUUAUGAAUACCUAUACAAGAAAUAGAAUCAGUGAGUGCUUUAAUAUGUCUAUGAAGUUUUCUGUAUGCUGUAAAUUGUCCUUUUUUUCUGGGUAAUUUUGAUUCUUAGAGCAGCCAAAUCUAGGAUUUAGCGCACUAGGCGAUGUAGCGGCUUUCCUUUGUGUAACGACUGUCAUAAUAAGCCUCUGGCUGUGACUGUGCAGUAAGUGAGCGUGGAUUUGCAUGAGUGUGUCAUGUCAUGUUGCCAUUGAUUAAUCAACUACCUUUUGGGGAAAAAGUGGCCUUUCAGCAUCUCCAACUCGGCCUCUGUAGUAAGUCCCUCUGUAAGUCCUGCUUCCCGUUGGAAUGAACCGAGUCUGUGUAACUGAUGGGAGUACACUUUCACCCUUUGCUGUAUGUAGAUGUGUAAAUUCUUUAAUAAGUAUCUGAAAAGCAACUCAAUCAUUAUCCUCAGCCUUUAAAUGUUUGAUGCAAAGAGCAUGCUACCAAAAGGUCAAACAUGUGUGCUGUUUUAUCUGAAGAUAGGCCUUACCCAAAGCUCCUCAUCCUCAACUCCAUUUCAUCGAAGCACAGUAAAGCAUUCUGAUAAAAGCAGCUGAAGCGUCCUGGCAUGGAAUAAACAGCCAUAAUUUCUUAUUCAGCAUGAAUUGUGCUGUAAAAUUGAACCCCUUCUUUAAAAAGAGGAAAACAAGAUGUAUGUUGCUUAAAAAAAAAAAAAAAUCAUAAAUAUACACCACCUUUGUCUUUAAUAAAUCUGUGCCGUGUAAAAGUCGUAAAUAGUUCAAAAAUUCAAAGUUUCGAGUUCAUCUCAUAAAUUCAUGAAAAAGUGCCAAAAACAUUACGGUUCAACUAACCUCUUAACUGUCACGCUCAAAAUACUUACAUAUAAGUUAGCAAGUCUGUGAGGAGACUGGUGUCCUCAUGACAGUUAGGGGGUUUUAACAUUGUUGGUUGCUUGUUGCAUAGGGAAGCAAAACUACAAAAAUGUAAAAAAAAAAAAAGAAAAAAAAAUGCAUGAAGUCAGUCCUGAUGUAUCGGUGUAGAAUUAUACUCUGAGACACUGUAAAUAUCACUCUGUCUUACAGAUCUAGGAGCAUUAUCACGGCACUCGCUGUGAAAUGCAAUGGGCCAACAAGUGCAAUAUUUUAUGGAUGAAACCCUGUAAAUAGUUUCCUUCUGUCAUCUUGUCCAACAGCUCCAUCUGCAGUUUGAGAGAAAAAGUAGGGUGGCGUAGUUUUGACCAUGCUGUGUGCUCUCUGAAAUGAGUGUGAGCUUCACUGACAACCUGCAGUCACUGAACGUUUGGUGUAAUGUCUGUAGUGGACAUAAAAGACUGCAGACCCUGUUUAAAAUGUCUGAGUUUGGAUCUGAGAAGAUGAGAUCAAGAUAAAUCCUUUCAGAACGUUCCACUAGAACCCAGUUUCAGCUGAAAACAAACAUGCCAAAGCAUUGUGCUGCCACUACCAUGCCCUCCUGUGGGUAUCUCAUUUUGGUGAUGUGCACUGAUAUUUUGUGCCAAACACAAAGUUCAACCAAAAGAUUAUAACACAUUUUCCAACAUGUUUUUGGGGACAUUUAGAUGUUUUUUUUUUUUUUUUUUGUGUGUGCUAAAUUUAUAUCGACUAGGAUGAUUUAAAAAAAAAAAUGCUUUAUGUCCUGCGACCCUAUCCCAUGUCUCUGUGUUACUACACACAUAGCAGACAGUUCUUUAGCAUAUUCUUUACACUUUAUGUAGUUCUCUGAAUAACCUGCCUAAGAAUUUUUCUUAUCUUUUUAUUAUUUUUGGUGGCUCGUCCAGUUUUUGAUCAUAUUUAAUGUUUUACAAAGUCUUUGUACCCUUCUUGUAACUGAUGCUGUUUGACAAUGAGAUCCAUCUGAUGCUUUGGAAGCUGUUUGCAACACGUGUGGUUUUCUGUGGAAAAGUCUAAAAGAAUGGCUGAACUUUGUUUGAUGUGGAUCAGAGGGACUUUAAAUGAUGGCAGGUGUGCAUUUACUCCAAUUUAACGUGGGCUGGAAUGCGGCCACUAAUUCUGAGCACAGACGCAUCCAGUGUUUUAAGAAAAUGAGCAGACUGGUGCAGCCAUAUUAUGGGAGUCAGAUUGUUUUUAAUAUGGUUUUAAAGGUUAGAGGUCACAUUAAAGGGGUAAACAUUCUGAAAUUAUCUAUCUUGACUUCUUUCUUUUACAUCACAAAAACGUCCCACUUUAACAGGAGUGUAUACCUUUCAUACUUACUUUUAGUGUGUGGAGGCGUGUAGGGGUGUGUGUGUGCGUGUGUGUGUGUGUGUAUGUCUGUCUGCCAUAUUGAAGAGACGUAUUAGAGUUCUAUAGUGUAUUGUUUGUGUAUACCUUUUUGUACAAUUGUAUUUGCGUACUGUAUGCUGUUCCUGCUAACUGUUGGGUGUUGACUGAACUUCUGUUAUGUCAAAAUGCAGUGUUGUUGUGCAAAUAGUCAGGGAGAUAAUCUAGUCCAUGCCAUAUGCUGUACUGUUAACACAAGAAAAGGGAUACACUUAAACUUGCACACAAAGUGUGUUUGUUAACAUAUGUGUACGUCUUAUAAUAUAACAUGUUGGAAUAAAUUAUUGUAGAUCCCAAGAAAAGAUUCAUUUCAUAGAGAAGAACAGUCAAUCGGAUAAAUAAAAUCUCAUUUUAGAAACAUUUACAUAUAACUGAAUAUAUUUCUUGGAGUGCAAGCAAAAAUGAAAUUGUAUGUUUUUGAGAUUAUAGGAAAUAAAUUCAGAUUCUAUGACGGG
Gambusia affinis (western mosquitofish) is the source of this 4301-nucleotide messenger RNA. It is a transcript of the gene rab3c, whose product is annotated as RAB3C, member RAS oncogene family. Gene Ontology annotation, molecular function: GTP binding; GTPase activity. The record is from RefSeq and is a predicted model, not a curated record. Bases 561 to 1220 code for a protein of 219 amino acids. Gene Ontology annotation, cellular component: plasma membrane; endosome; synaptic vesicle. The transcript is spliced from 5 exons. Gene Ontology annotation, biological process: regulation of exocytosis; protein localization to plasma membrane; protein secretion. NCBI's taxonomy places the organism in Eukaryota, Metazoa, Chordata, Actinopteri, Cyprinodontiformes, Poeciliidae.